Molecule: messenger RNA, 2029 nt
Organism: Anolis sagrei ordinatus
Lineage: Eukaryota; Metazoa; Chordata; Lepidosauria; Squamata; Anolidae
Source: RefSeq, a predicted model, not a curated record
UCCAGGUCUGAAAAGGCAGGAUGUUCCACUGUAUGACAUCUUUGGUGUCCAUGAAGCCAAUCAGAAAGUCUAUUCUAAGAGACACCUUAGACGCUGCCCACAUGGAAGCCAACUUGUAGACAUUGAUGAGAUGGAAGCCAACUUCUAGAUCCUGGAUAGUUGAAAACCAACUUCUAGACAUUGACAAGAUGAAAGCCACCUUCUAGACAUUGACCAGAUGGAAGCCACCUUCUAGACAUUGACCAGAUGGAAGCCACCUUCUAGACAUUGACCAGAUGGAAGCCACCUUUUAUACAUUGACCAGUUGGAAGCCAACUUCUACACAUUGACCAGGUGCAAGCCACCUUCUAGACACUGACCAGAUGGAAGCCACCUUCUAGAUGUUGAUGAGAUGGAAGUCAAUUUCUAGAUCUUGACCACUUGGAAGCCAACUUUGACUGGAUGGAAGCUAGCUUCUAGGCACUAGACCAGGUGGAAGCCGUCUUUAAGACAUAGCUGAUGGAGAUCUUGCUGCGUGCCAGAGACUUCCUCAUGAUGGGCUAUGUGGUCCUGUGGACGUAUCACCUGCGGCCCCACAGACUUCCGUGUUGAGUUGGGAUCUGGUGCCCCCUCCCUGUUGGCCCCAUCCUUCUUCCACCCAAGGAUGUGCAACGCAACCCUGGCCAGCUGGAGCUGCCAGGUGGACUCGAAGGUGGACCACCUCUUCCCACCAACGCUCUACAUCAUCGUUAUUGCCAUGGGCCUGCCUACCAACUGCAUGGCGCUCUGGGCUGCCUACCUGCAGGUCCGGCAGAAGAAUGAGCUGGGCGUCUACCUGAUGAACCUCUCCAUUGCAGACUUGCUCUACAUCGCCACCUUGCCCCUUUGGAUCGACUACUUCCUCCACUAUGACAACUGGAUCCAUGGGCAGGAGUCCUGCAAGCUCUUUGGCUUUGUCUUCUACACCAACAUCUACAUCAGCAUCGCCUUCCUGUGCUGCAUCUCCGUGGACCGCUACCUGGCCGUGGCACACCCUUUACGCUUCGCCAAGUUCCGGCGGGUCAAGACAGCCGUGGUCAUCAGCCUGGUGGUGUGGGCCAUCGAGAUUGGAGCCAACUCGGCCCCUCUCUUCCACGACGAGCUCUUCCACGACCGCUACAACCACACCUUCUGCUUCGAGAAGUACCCCAUGGAGGAGUGGGUGGCCUGGAUGAACCUCUACCGGGUCUUCCUGGGCUUCCUCUUCCCAUGGGUCCUGAUGCUCUUCUCUUACCGGGGGAUCCUGCGAGCCGUGCGGGGCAAUGUCUCAACCGAGAAGCAGGAGAAGGCCAAGAUCAAGCGCCUCUCGCUCAGCCUGAUCGCCAUCCUGCUCUUCUGCUUCGCGCCAUACCACGUCAUCCUCCUCUCCCGCAGCGCCGUCUACCUGAGCAAGCCCUGCGACUGCGGCUUCGAGGAGAAGGUCUUUGUGGCCUACCACGCCGCCCUGGCCUUCACCAGCCUCAACUGUGUGGCCGACCCCAUCCUCUACUGCUUCGCCAACGAAGGGGCCCGCGGGGAUGUGGUCAAGGCCCUGGCCACUUUGGUCCGCUUCCUGGCCAGCUCCAAGCCCCAGGAGAUGGCCAGCGCCUCCCUCACCUUGGACACCCCACUCUCCUCCAAGAAGAACAGCUUUGCCCGGCAGCCCUCGGCCCUACAGCUGCCCUUGGAAUCGCUUGACGCAACGGGGACCAGGGAGGAGGAACUCCAGAUGAAGAUCUUGACUUUGAACUUGUGAAGGAACCCUUGGCUUUAUGUUCCCGGACAAUGCACCAUUGCACGGGCGACCCCGCCGGGACAGACAGCCCGUAAACAUAGUGUUGAGAAAAAAGUAAAGUUAUUAUAUUAUUAAUAUUACAACAAUUUGAGGAAUAAAAUUCCUGUGUGUCAGUAUGUUUCCACUGUAGAAGAAUCCUAAUACAAUAUGGUCCCCAUCACUGUGGUUUUAUUUAUUGACAUCUGACAAAGUUUAUCCUUUUCUAGGCAUUCCUCUCCAGCGCUAUUCUUGGGCCGG